Molecule: messenger RNA, 834 nt
Organism: Eruca vesicaria subsp. sativa (arugula)
Lineage: Eukaryota; Viridiplantae; Streptophyta; Magnoliopsida; Brassicales; Brassicaceae
Source: the annotation of a GenBank genome assembly
GCUAAGAGGUCAACAAGACCACACAACAGUUCUUACUAUUAGUUUGCAAAGGCUGUUCGUUGGACAUUUCCUCCUGGCCUUCUCUCUCUCCCCUCCUCUCUUCUUCUCUAUAUAAUUCUCAUCUCACCAUUUUCUUUUAUUGCAUUCUCCAACUAAACCUCAAAUUCCAUUUCUUCCCUCUCUUUUCUUCUUCUUUCUACCUCUAAUAGCAAUGGAUAACACCAACCGUCGUCGCCGUCGUAAGCAACAGAAAGUCACUGUCCAUGACUCUGAAGAAGUGAGCAGUAUCGAAUGGGAGUUUAUCAACAUGACCGAACAAGAAGAAGAUCUCAUCCGUCGAAUGUACAGACUAGUCGGUGACAGGUGGGACUUAAUAGCAGGAAGAGUGCCAGGAAGACAACCAGAAGAAAUAGAGAGAUAUUGGAUAAUGAGAAAUAGUGAUGGCUUUGCUGAGAGACGACGACAACUUCAUGGCCCCUCCUCCUCUCACAAAAAUACCAAACCUCACCGUCCACGUUUUUCUAUUUAUCCUUCUUAGUUUUUAAUGUCAUGAUUAUAUCUUAUUGUGCUGUUUGCCCCCACCAGAAAAAAAAAGUUGAUAGAUGUUAUGGUCGUAGUAUUAUUUAGCGCAACAUGCUAAAAAAGUUAGCGUAACGAAAUAAUUAUGGUUGAAUUUCUUUUGUUGUGCUUAUUGUCUUAAUAAUUUAGCAGGUUCCAAUUAGUAUUUAGAAAAGGUUGCCUUUAACAUUCAACUAUUGAGCAGUGUGCUUAAGGUUGUUUAAUUCAUUUUUUGUCAUCGGUUGUUUAAUCCCUUUAAAAUAGUACUACAUCAUG